AUGGCUGAAGAGUACGAGGAUAUCCUCGACUCUAUUGAAGAUGAUAACGACUAUUAUUCUGGGCUAGACGAUGAUCUCUCGCCGCCCUCACCAGCCGUCUCAGAGCCCGCCAGUGCGGACCACCUCGACUCCGACUUCUCCAAAAUCGAUAUCUCGUCUGAAGGUUCGUCAUGGGUCGAUCCUCUUGAAUCUGCCAUUACGGCCACGCGCAAUGGGUCAGCGUCAGUCCUGAGCACUCUAUCUCAGUUUACCACGAUUCUAUCACGGACCGGUAUACACGGCCCUCGUCUCUUGAAGGCAGGGAAUCUCGAUGCACAAGCUACCAAGAUAGGGUCUGGAGGCCAGUUCGUCGUCUUCAAGGAUCCAAUCUUUGAGGGUCAAGUCAUCAAACGUGUCAGGGUCCCACUUUCAAGUAAAGGACCGGAUCGAUUCGCAGCAAGCAUUGAAUAUCGUCAGCAACUAAAGACGCUGGAGUUGGAGAUUUUGUCUCUCUGCAAUCCUUUGCUUCGAUCGCACCCGAACAUCACAAGCCUGUUAGCAUGGGGUUUUGACUUCCCCUCAACUGACCUGGCGGUCCCGGUACUGUUCAUGGAAGCCGCAAUCUUGCCCUUGGAUGACUUCCUCAAGGCAGAGCCGCGUCCCUUUGAAGUCAGAUAUCAAUUCGCCCUGGAUAUUGCAAAUGGACUAGAGGCUCUGCAUCACCUGAGAAUCGUUCAUGGAGAUGUGAAACCGGAGAAUGUCCUCGUAUUCGCCGGUCGCACUGAAAAAGUGCCGUUCUGCGCGAAAUUAAGUGACUUUGGUGUCUGCCUUGACUUGGAGGCCUCGGACGGUCAUGCAACUGCGGCUGAUUAUCGCGGGACAGAUGCCUGGCGGGCACCUGAGCUGAACAAUGACACAGUCGGCCAAUUCGGGCAUUUCUCACCCGGGCUGCUGUUCAAGUUCGAUGCCUACAGCUUUGGUCUGGUGCUUUUAUCGUUGUUCACCAGCCAGGGCCAAGCUCUUCACUUUGGGAAGUCCCAUCAAGAUGUAUCAGGGAAGGUCUCUGCUCUACUGAGAGACCAGCAGGAUAUCACAUCCGAUACUCGUCUGGAAUUAGGCAAAAGCAUCAGAAACCUACUUGCUGAGGAUCCUCGAGAACGAAGAUUGCCGUCUGCAAGUAUGCUGAAAAUUGACAGUCCUGCAUAUGCCUCAUGGCUCGCCGCCACUCAAUCAAAUACUGUCAAUAAUCACGUCGGCAUCAUCGAUCCCAUCUACAACAAAGGACCUCUAUUCUGGUACAGACUUGACCACAGUAUCCGCACCGAGCUGGAGGUUCAAAAUCGCAUUGGCAAAGAAAACGAUGGUCCACCUUUUGGAGGAGACGUCCUUCUGGGAAUUGCGCAGACCAUCACCGGCGAGAAGCCAUCCUAUCUCGACCGCAUGUUGACAUACCUAGAGGACGCCGCAACGGCCAAAUACUCCCCAGCUAGGGCAAUUUAUGCCCAGAUCAUGGCAUCACACCGUCGCACUCCCGGGUUUUGCCAAGUAGAGAUGGACAAGUGGGCCCUGCAAGCAGUGUCAGAGGGAUACCUCUUUGUCGAUACUGCGCCUUAUGGAAAGGACAGGUGUGAGCUCGCAAAAGAAAGUUUCAGACAUCACGGUGGAUUCUGUUCGGAUCCAUUCUUACUCAAGAAAGACGUCAAAGCUGCCAUGAAUGGAGACUUGGCCACAGCAUGGAUCUCGAAAAAUGGUGCUGUGGUUGACCGAAUCGGUAACACACUACUACAUGCUGCUGCUGCAUUUGGGGAAGUUCGUGUAAUCAAAGACCUUUUGGACUCUCAACAGGUCCACCCAAAUUCAGAAAAUGAUAACGGCGAGACGCCGCUGUACAAGGCGUUUCAGGCUGGACAUGCCGAAGCAAUUGAACUUUUGCUCCAGCGUGGAGCUGAUGCAGGCACGAAGACCCGACAGAAAGCUACACCGCUUCAUUGGCUAUUCAUGAUCCCUGAACAGGCAAUCGACAAGAUUGCGAGAUUGAUGGCCCAAGGUGGAGCAGACGUCAAUGCACUUAUUGAGCCAGUUGUGAAAGCGAAUAGCGGUGGGUUUCAGGAGAAGAUUCAGAUAUUUCAUUACCCCUUUGAACUUCCACAUGGUGCGCCGCUCCAUUGGGCAUGCUUUUUCAGAAAUCAAUCGGCAAUGGACACAUUGCUCUCUUUGGGGGCGGAUGUCAAUGCUUUCUACCAUGCAGGUGACGCGUCGUCUACACCUUUAUCUUUGAUGGCGUAUUUCGGCGAGACCAAAAUCGUCAAAUACUUAGUAUCACAUGGAGCUGAUGGCACUUUGCUUGACUCCAUGGGACGCAACGCCCUGCAUGCAAUUUCAAAGUACUUCCCAGAUCGACAUGGCUACCUCCCACGUCAUUGGCAUUACUGGAUCCGUCACGGAACUUGGGAGCAUCAUGAGAAGGACAUGAUAGAUCUUGUUCAAGCUCUGAUUCAGUCUGGUGCAGAUCUGAAUGCAAAAGACAAAGGAUACCCAUCAUUGACUCCAAUAGCUGCUGCCGCCGAACUAGGAGUUUGGAAUGGAGGCGCCAUCAGUGCAUUGUUAAAUGCUGGUGCUGAUCUUGAAUCGUCGUUGCUUUCUGCUGGCGAUACGGUACUGCAUACAUGGGCUUCCAUUGUAGGGCCGCGACUGGAUUAUCCCGAGUCAUACCUAUCGACCCUCGAGAGAAUCGUCGCAGCGACGCCCAAUAUUGAUAUUGCAAACAAGUUUGAUGAAGAUGCUCCACUACAUCUGCUGACCACGACAUACCAUGAGGAGGCCGAAUUUGAAGCAGCAUUCGAAAUCAUGUCAGCACACCACAAGCGCCCAAAUAUCAAUGCAAAGAAUCAUCUUGGACAGACUCCGCUCGCCAUUGCACUUGAAACUGCGUGGGAUCCAGCCCGCCGUGGCCUCUUCUUACUCGACAAGGGUGCUGAUCCGUGUGCCCUUCACGUCCGAGAUCGAGAUAUCUUCCAUUCAAUGGCGAAUAAUGCUGUUCUCACUGACCAAGCAACCUGCGAUUUGAUCCGCAAGUUUCUCAACCAUCUCGAUCUCAAUAUUGAGAAUGCAUACAAGCAGCAUUAUCUCACGAAUCCCAAGAGCCACGAAAGCUUAAUUGCAGCCGCAAGUCGCGGCAAGCCUUCAACAGUAAAACUUCUACUCUCUUUAGGACUCCUCGAACACCUCAACGAGGUCGAAAAUUCCAAGUCUCCCCCCUGGACAGCACUUGAUCAUGCUCUUCACGCUGCAGAACUCAGCCGUCGUGCACACAUCCAGAAACUAGCUUCUUACAGAGCUGGCCCGUCUCGCCAAAGAGCACUGGAAGCACAUCUUGUCUAUGAACCCAAUCAAGGGCCACCAGCUCGUGCAGCUGAAGCCUACAAACUCUUUCCUGAAGUCAUUCAGAUUCUUCGCGCCGCGGACGCGCUGAGAACUUGUGAGAUUCAGGGCCUCUCCAGCGGUGAUUACAUCCAGCAGCCUCGAGAAUUCGAUGGAAAUGAAUUGAGUCACUAUAAGUUCACACCGGACACACAACCAAAUAGGGAGAUGUGGCAGGUCUUGUACGAUGAAGCAAAAUAUGAGAGUCGUGGAUGGCUGGACAAAUUGAAGGUUGGGAUCUUUGGUAUCAAGAAGUGA
This is a messenger RNA of Penicillium diatomitis, 3657 nucleotides long. RefSeq lists its product as uncharacterized. The record is from RefSeq and is a predicted model, not a curated record. The transcript has 3 exons. Bases 1 to 3657 code for a protein of 1218 amino acids. Gene Ontology annotation, biological process: protein phosphorylation. Gene Ontology annotation, molecular function: protein binding; ATP binding; protein kinase activity. Lineage: Eukaryota; Fungi; Ascomycota; Eurotiomycetes; Eurotiales; Aspergillaceae.